This is a messenger RNA of Colletotrichum scovillei, 6398 nucleotides long. Its product is annotated as cellular morphogenesis protein. The transcript has 2 exons. Gene Ontology annotation, molecular function: protein binding. Lineage: Eukaryota; Fungi; Ascomycota; Sordariomycetes; Glomerellales; Glomerellaceae. The coding region runs from base 1959 to 5657 and encodes 1232 amino acids. Gene Ontology annotation, biological process: positive regulation of establishment of bipolar cell polarity regulating cell shape. Gene Ontology annotation, cellular component: plasma membrane of growing cell tip. The record is from RefSeq and is a predicted model, not a curated record.
CUCUCCCCCAUUCGCCCCGAGAUUUCCUUCGCGGAACAUCUCUGUCGCUCAUUUACCAGUCUUCCUUCUUCUAUUCCAUGGGCAGUUUCGACGUCUUUACCGCAGAUUCAACAUAAUAUCCCUCCCGACGCCUUACCCGGACCGUUUUGCCAUCUACCCGGCCUUUCUGCGCUCGGCCGGCCACUCACGACAAACAAGCAGCACGAGGGUGGAAAAAGAAAACGCAAGACAACCUAACGCGUAGGCAUAGCGGCUUGCAGUGGCUACAGCGUAUACGAAGAGUAAAUCCUCGCCUGGAGCAGUAUAGAGCAAGAAUACGCAGCAGACAGUAGAAGGACGCCAAAGAAACAUUCGAAUCGAAUUGUAGUGCCGUUAGGUCAAGGGAACAGGAGAGAAAUCGACAUUUGAAGAUCUCCAAAAAUCCGAGAUUGGGGACAGCGCUGGUCGUCCCUCUCAGCAGCAUUCAUUGGCCGAUGUUGAACUAGAGCCAUUUCUUCUCGAGACGUUUAGCUCCCGUGGCGUCACCGGCUUUUCCAACGAUCGCCCUUUCUUCUCCUGAUAGCUUGCUUACCUUACCUACCUUACCUUACAGAGUCAGGUAGCAGCUAUUCGUACGCUACCUACUGAUACUUCGUACCUGACCGACCUGGCACAGACAUCUCUUGUCACAGCAAGAGGCGACACCACAGCGAGACAUUUCGGCGGUCCUCUACGGGUUUGCAAACACACAAGACAAGCACCUCAUCAAUCCACGUCGACAACGUAGUACACUCAUUUCUCGAAGCUUUCGCGCGCGACUCUGUUUCAAUUUCACCUCUUGGAAUCCACUCCAAUCAGAUUCCCGCCGAUUUCCCGUCUUUAUCUCUCUCUCGCUCUUCCCCGCUGCAACUUGCAUACAUCCACACUCACUCCAUACACGCAGUCACCUUUUUAGGGCAACUCACAAUCAUUCAUUCUUUCCCCUUUCUUAUUCUACAUUCGGGUAACAAUUUCUUCUUCGCCGAGACGCCAGCCGACGACCGACACAAAACGGUUCACUUGGUCUCUCAUCAAUCGGUCUGCUUCAUUUCACGUUUGGGGGACUUGCUUUCGUCGAGCUUGCCCCAAGCCAGUCUAAACCGAUUGUCAAUCCAUCCGAGCACAUUUCAAUCAGCAGCCGUGGAGCCGUGGCCGCGACUGCGUAUCCGUACCUUACUCCGUCCGUACCUUACCUUACGGUGAGUGGAGGCACCGCUCCACCCACAAAAAAAGUGUCAGUGCUUUUGAUAGGAGGUAAGUGCAACCUAAAGUCACCACCAAUUUCCCUGGCGCAGGUACGGGCAGGUACAAGUCUGCAAAGUGGGGCCCGCACCUUCCAUUCCAGGCCCCAUCUCGUCUGGCGACUCAGCCUCUCUCCUUCCCUCUGGGCUCCCGUCUGGCUCUGGCUCUGCGUCUGCGUCUGUGUCUGUCCGCCUCUCCACCAACAAACAACAAAACACUGCGGUCGACAAAGAGCAGGGGGAAGAAUAGGAAGCGCAGCUCUCACCACCUCGUCGUCGUUGCCAUCUAAUGGCCGCAACUCAGUUCUAACCUUUUUUCUUGUCCGACGAUAGAACUGGGCGACCAAACUACUCUCUAUUUUCUUUUCCUUCUCUACAUCCGACACCAGACGCUCGUUUUCACUCCCCCGAUUAUUCGCUAAAUCCUCACCUUCCGAUUCGACUCGAUCCGAUUCGACUCCUUCUCUCCGUUUAAUUUCGCACCACCGAUUUUCGACGCGCCUCCGAACCCGCGACCGAUCAAACGAAGCAGCAGACAUCAUUCUUUUCAUGGCCAGCAUCCAAAAUUAGAUUCCUGCAAAUGCGACGCGAUAUCCAGUCCGAUUCUCAAGCAUCAAAAAUCUUCACUUCAACAGCUUCGAUACCCAGCAUUCACAGCACCCAACUCACCACCCUCUUGCCGACUGAACAGCAAUAGCAAUGCGUUUAGCUCUCGGUAAGCGCCCUUCGGCGCGCCGGAGUAAGUGGGCGAACCUUCUUGCAGUGGCAGCCCUCGCACCUUCCUCGGUGGCAGCAAUCCAGUUCACCCCAGUUUCCGAUGCGAACCUCGACCUUUCCCAGCUUGGCAGAAUUGGUGUGGCGGGCGACUUCAACGGCAUCUCUCUCUACCAAUUUGAGGAGCAAAAUGAGAAGCCUUACAGCACAAACGGAAGCGAGUCUUUGCUUUCUCAGCUGCCCAAUGGGGCCUUUGCGUCGCUCAUCUCGACUGAUGCCUCAAUUCACGACAUGUGCACAUUCACCCUCGACAAUGGAACGAUGCAGGGAGUGGUAAUUGGCGGUAAUUUCACGAGCUUGGAUGGCACUCAGUCUCAAGGCAUUGCCUUGUUCAACCCCAACACCUCCCAGAUCACCCCUUUGGCCGGUCUGUCAGGUCAGGUGAACGCUCUUCUCUGCGACCAAGCUGCCAACACCGUUUACGUUGGAGGUAACUUCAGAGGCGCCAACUCGACGAACGCAAUUGCCUGGUACGGCACCGACGGAUGGACUAACCUUCCUUUCGCUGGUUUCAAUGGCCCUGUUUCGUCCAUCACCAAGGCUUCGAAUGGCCACAUCGUCUUUGGCGGCAGCUUCACUGGACUUGGCAACACUAGCACUCCCAGCACCCCGGAUGGACAGGUCAUCAACCUCUCGACUGCCAAUAUUACUUCGGCUUCGAGCACCUCUACCGCUGGCUUUAGUGACCCUCGCAACAUCAUCUGCAAGACGGACGGAGCUGAUGGCUCAGGCAACACUUGGCUGCUCCGCGACAAUUCUGCUGGCUUCUGGCAGGCAAGUUUCGGCUUUGGGUUCCAGCCCACCAAGAUGCGGCUCUGGAACACCCACCAGGACGGCCGAGGAACCAAGACAUUCCGUUUCACUGCUCUCCCUCUGGGCGGUAUCUUGAAUAUGACCUACGUUGACCCCACAACUGGUCAGAACGCUACCUGCACUAGCGAGUGCCCUCUCAGCAACAACUCAACUCUCAAGUUCCAGGACUUCCACUUUGUCAACCUGGUUGGAAUGAACUCGUUCAGAAUCGAUAUUUCCGACUACUACGGAUCUGGCGGUGGUCUGAACGGCAUCCAGCUUUUCGAGGACGACAUCAACUCGUACGCCAUCAACGACUUCAACUCCCCGGCCUGCGCAGACAGUGACACCAAGUCAUCUGCCACCACCACCGGACCGUGGUCGACAUCUCCUUCCUUGCAGAGCAGCUCUCAGUACUUGACUGCCAAGCUAUCCGGAACCAUCAGCGCAAGCUCCGCCACGGUUACCUUCCUCCCGGAUCUCAAGGAGUCUGGCAACUAUUCCGUCAACCUGUACACGCCCGGCUGCCUGCAAGACGGUACCUGCUCGACUCGAGCGCAGGUCAACGUUACCGGCAUCAUGUCGUCCACUGGUAGCAACAAGUUUACUACGUCCCUUUACCAGACUAAUAACUUUGACAAGUAUGACCAGAUCUACUUCGGCUAUAUCGAGGCGAGCUCAGCAGACGGCUUCCGGCCCAGCGUCACUCUGACUCCUUUGGCUGGGCAGAGCAUUGAUGAAAUGACCAUUGUUGCUCAGCGAGUCGGAUUCACCCUCAUCAAUUCGACGGGUGGCCUGAAUGGCCUGUUCGACUUCGACCCUUCGUCUGCCACAGUCAACACCGAUUUCAAGAGCUCCAAGAUCAACCAGCUCGGGUCCUCAUUCUCCUCAGGAUCUGCAGUCACUAGCUUGACGACUGCUGGCGACUUGGUCAUCGUUGGAGGCAACUUCACGUCAUCUACUGCCCGCAAUGUCAUUGGUAUCAACACGGCAAGCGAGGCUACCAUGGCUCUCGACGGCGGUCUCAAUGGCGAAGUGAAGGCGAUGGAACUCAACGGUACCCAGCUUUACGUUGGUGGUGUCUUCUCCAACACCCUCGACAAUGCCGUCACAGGUCUCAACAACGUCGGUGUGUACGACACCUCCGCCAACACGUGGACUGCACUUGGUGCAGGCGUCAACGGCGAAGUCUCCCACGUUGUCCCAAUGCUCGUCAAUAUUACAAGCGAGAGUGAGGCAGAGUCGGUCGUUACAUUCACUGGUGACUUCAGCGAGAUCAACGCAUUCGGAGACAACUCAGCUAUUCAGGCUUCUGGCUUUGCCGUCUGGGUGCCCUCUCAGAAGAAUUGGCUGCAGAACCUCAACGGCCCUGUCCCGGCCUUGAACGGAAUCCUGACCACUGGCAUUCUCGAUCUUCCCGGAGGAGGAUCUCUCUACGCAGGAUCGAUGACCUCGGCAACUAUCAGCGCCAAUGGUGCCGUCACCCUUGCUGAGAAGUUUGGCCAGUUCCCGGUCAAGUUCAAGCCAUCUUCGACGACCUCUAUCACCGUCAGCAAACGCGAUUCUCUGGCCAGUGGCAACAUUACGGGCGUGGUCACUGGUGCAUUCUACACUGGCAACAGCCGCAAUAUUACCAUCCUGGGUGGCCACUUCACGGCUGUGGGCACUAACGGCAGCUCCGCCAAUAACCUGGUGCUCAUUGACGGAUCAAACUCGAACUCGAUCACCGGCCUCGGCUCUCAGAUCGAGGACAACUCAACCUUCAUUGCCCUUGCGGUAACUGGCGACCUUCUCUUUGCCGGAGGCAGUGUCCGUGGUACCGUCAACAACAAUGCUGUGCGAGGUAUCAUCUCUCUGAACCUCCAGACUGCUACCUUCAACAGCACGCAACCUCCCGGCAUCAGCGGUGGAAACGCGACCGUCACAUCUAUCGAAGUCCGUCCCGAUUCUGGCGAUGUCUAUGUUGCCGGUUCCUUUGAAUCAGCUGGAGCGCUUGGCUGCCCAGGUGUCUGCUACUACGACACAUCUCUGGCAGGUUGGAACCGUCCCGGUGUCAACCUCGAAGGCACUGGACAUUGCCUCAUCUGGACCAGCAAGUCCCAGCUUGUCGCCGGUGGCAAUUUCACCUUGAAUGGUACCUCCCCUACCAUGCUUGCCAUGUACAGCCCUGAUCGCCAGGCAUGGUCUGCCUACCCCGGCGAGGACUCUCUGCCUGGUCCCGUCGAGGUUCUGACGGCUGGAUCGAGUGAUCGCAAGCAACUCUGGGUUUCCGGAACCGCGAACAACGGCUCCAUCUACCUGAUGAAGUACGACGGCUCCAAGUGGCAAUCUGCCGGAACUACUCUACUUCCCGGUACUACUGUCAACAGCAUCCAGGUCUUUUCUCUGACUUCAUCCCACGACAAUACCGACAUCCUAGACUCCAACCAAGCCUUGAUGAUUACUGGCUCCCUCAACCUUCCCGGCUACGGAUCAGCGUCGGCUGCCAUCUUCAAUGGAACGACCUUCCAACCGUACGCGCUCACAGUCAACAGCGGUAACACCGCCGGCUCGAUUUCGAGAAUCUUCACCGAGCACCAGGACUUCUUCUCCGACAAUGAAGGCCGCAUGGCUCUUGGAUUCAUUGUCCUAAUUGGACUUGGUAUAUCGCUCGCCCUCAUCUUCCUCAUCGUCAUCGUCGGUAUGGCCCUCGAUCGCCUGCGCAAGAAGCGUGAGGGAUACUCGCCAGCACCGACAUCGAUGUAUGACCGCGGCGGUGGUAUGAGAAAGAUUCCUCCCCACGAGCUACUCGAGUCACUCGGUAAGGGCCGUCCUGGCGCUCCGCACGUGUAGCACUUGUGAGGAACGUUUCGGUUUCGGUCUUUUAUCAGGGUUUUGCUUUCCGGCGUUUGGACAGGCAUGGCGUGGAAAAAGGAUACCAUCGCGACUCGACAUCUUUCACCAACAGAGGCAUAGAAUCAGCUGUUGAGUCCAAGAGGGACGAAGACAGCACAUAUUCGACACCACGCAAAACGCAAGUCUUCGAAAGCAGUCUGCCUGGCUGCGACCAAUCGAUAUGGCACGCCAUACAAUCUGACAGUAGCCUCGUGGACCGCCUCGACUUCUCUGCAUUCGAUUCUUCACGACCUCACGACCUUUGUUUAAUGUCUACAUGUUUAGUUAUACCACUAUGCGCGUUAAGCCGCUUUCUCUUCUCGGACACAAUCAGCAAGGUUCCUUCCCUGGAACUUGUACACUACAACUGGACACAGCUCCUUUUUGUUAUCGAGCUGGUCGCGCGCAUACACCAAAACAACCAAACAACACCAAUCACUAUCAAUCAGGUUUCAUUUUUUUCUUCACUUUGUCGUCUCGAAAUGAGACAUUUUCGGAGUUUCCCAAGGUCGGACAGGAGGGAUCAAGGCUUCUUCUGAACUUGGAGGUAUGAGAGAGGCGGAGGAAAGGAAUUCUCCUUUUUUUUUUUCCAAAUUCCGCCAACAAGUCUUGGCUGAGGCUGUUUCUACCCAGCUUUGAAGACAUUAGCAGUAGCUUCAUGGCGGUUGAGUGCCAUAGGUAGCUUAAUAUCCAGUAUCG